ACAAAACAAAUAACUUUGGAAUGGAACUUUAUUGCUUUCAAGCUGAGGUAAAUAGUACAGAAUUUCCAUUAGCUUAUCUGUUUCUAGAAAAUAAUAGAAAAACUUCUUCAUUUAAUCCAUUAUCUGAAUUUGGUGCUCGGUUUCCAUUCGAUAGUAUUGUACAAUCGCCUAAAUUUUGUCCUAAAGAAUACCAAGAAACAAUUUGGAAAAUGAUAGAAAAGCAUCUUCAUCAACAUCCAUUGAUUCCUACGUAUGAUGGCCAAUUUAUUACUGGAGAAUUAAUAUGGAAGACUGCAAUUCAAGAAGCUUAUUCUUUUU
Messenger RNA from Scutellospora calospora, 318 nucleotides. Lineage: Eukaryota; Fungi; Glomeromycota; Glomeromycetes; Diversisporales; Gigasporaceae. The record is from the annotation of a GenBank genome assembly.